Messenger RNA from Chenopodium quinoa (quinoa), 2176 nucleotides. Its product is annotated as peroxidase 20-like. Gene Ontology annotation, molecular function: peroxidase activity; heme binding. NCBI's taxonomy places the organism in Eukaryota, Viridiplantae, Streptophyta, Magnoliopsida, Caryophyllales, Amaranthaceae. The record is from RefSeq and is a predicted model, not a curated record. Gene Ontology annotation, biological process: response to oxidative stress; hydrogen peroxide catabolic process. The transcript is spliced from 4 exons. The coding region runs from base 1141 to 2121 and encodes 326 amino acids.
AACACAACUUGGAUCGAAUCCAGUCUUCUCCAUUUCAACGGACCUUCGGCAAGGUCCCAUUGUUUUCAACCGAAACAGAAAGUAACGUAAAUAAUGUACUUGGAGUAGUAUGCAGGUGCACCAGUUUUGUAAAAUCUGUACUACUUGUGAGCUUGUAUUAUAUAUAUAUCGUUUGUUCGUUCUUGGUUCGAGUUUAAUUUCCAUCGCUUUCGUUUACAACUUAGCUCUUCGAUUCUUGGAGAGGCGGAUAAAGGAAGUGAGCAUUUUAGCACUGUUGCAUACAUAUCACUAUAUCAGUUGGUUAUUAUUAGAUUACUUACUGUGUGGCUUUCAAUGAAGCUCCCACUAGAAAAUGCUAGGGUGGUUAGAUGUGGUCACCUUACUAUUGUGAUUAAAUACAACUAUGCAAGUGGAAGUUGUUAACUGCAUUAACUCAAGUAGUUUGUGUUUGAAGAUCAACAACUUCACAACAACUAAGUCUAUAAUGUUGGUUUGCAAUUUAAUUAGUACAUCAUACUCGAAUUAAUGAUGAUACGAAUUUUAUUUUGAGUACCCAUCAUUGUUCUCCGUAAGUUUUUUAUUAUACUUAGUAAAUUAUGAGUGUGUAUAUUUUCCGCCAAAAAAUUAAUGGCCGAACAUGAUUAAAGUACUGUAGUAAAAAUCAAAAUGUAACAUCAAUUGAACCCGCUCAUAGUGUUUUAGUGAGCAUAUGAGUGCGUGUGAAGCUAUGUUAGAGAGAUUGUUUAAACAAAGAUUGGUUACAAAAAGACGUUAAGAGCAAAUUGAGCACACAUUAUAUUACUUUGACUCAAACGUUUGGUAAAGUUAGCUACAUCAAACUUUGAUUCCAGAAAUAUUACUAUAUAUGCAGGUCAGAGUAGCAAAAUGCAGACAAAAAAUACAGCACAGAAAUAUUAUACUAUACUCAAUCUCAAGCCCAAGAACCAAGAACCAAAGCAAAUCCCAUCAACAAUGGAGUUUGGUUUGAAUUCAUACAUAUAAGACAUGUAAAACAUUACAAAACAUAAUUACUUUCUUCUAAAAUAUGUCAAUUGGUAAUUACUUAUAUUAGUUAUAUACAUAGCAUAAAGAUCUUAACAUUGAAAUUCCAAUUAACUUCUUACCAUUUUUUAAACUGUAAUGGCCUUCAUGAAACUACUUUUGGUAAUUUUGAUUGUAAUGAAUUGCAUCGAAAUCUCGAGCCAAAAUCUUCUGCUUGACUAUUACAAGGAAUCCUGCCCUUUAUUGGAAGAGAUUGUGAGGUACGUUGUGAAGACUAAAGUGCUAAGGGAGCCUCGAGUAGCGGCUCAAUUACUGAGGCUGCAUUUCCAUGAUUGUUUUGUGCAGGGAUGUGAUGGAUCGGUAUUGUUGGACAGCAAUGGUGGGAUUGUUAGCGAAAAGGGAGCAAAACCAAACAAGGAUUCACUCAGAGGUUUUGAGGUCAUUGAUGAUAUUAAGUCUGCAGUAGAAAAAGCGUGUCCAUGGACAGUCUCUUGUGCUGAUAUUGUUGCCAUUGCUGCUCGUGAUUCUGUUGUUCUGAGAGGAGGGCCAUCGUGGGAAGUUUGGCUUGGCAGAAGAGACUCCUUAACAGCUAGCUUUGAUGGUGCAAACAAGUUCAUCCCAACUCCAAACUUAUCACUAGAUGCUCUCAUUGCCAAUUUUAAGCAACAAGGUUUGGACACCAAAGACUUGGUCGCGUUAUCAGGAAGCCAUACUAUGGGGGUGGCAAGAUGUGUAAGUUUCAGGCAAAGGAUCUAUGACGCUGGUUUUCAAGAAAACAUCUACGAAAGGUUUUCAAGCUUCCAGGAAACCCUGAGUUCAAUAUGCCCAAGAUCAGGGAAUGAUAAUGUGCUAACACCCCUUGAUUAUAGUACACCAACAUUUUUCGAUAACCAUUACUACGAAAACUUGGCUGAAUCAAAGGGACUGUUACACUCAGAUAAUGUGCUAGUCCUUGAAGACGAAGGUGGAGAUAUACAACAGAGAGUUUGGGCAUACGCCUCUAACAGAGAGUUUUUCUUUGAUUCUUUUGCUAGUUCAAUGAUUAAGAUGGGCAAUAUUAAUGUGUUAACAGGGGAAAAGGGUGAAAUUAGGAAGAAUUGUAGAUUUGUGAAUGCUUGAAUACAAUAUACUCAAUACUUAAAAAGUCCAUGAAACAAUUUUUCUAUCUUCUGAA